AUGCCAUCGUGGAAGCGCAAGAGCAAGGCCGGCGCGAAAAAGGAGGCGGAUGGCCCCGGUAGCUCGCUGCUGAUGUCUGUGGUCAACAACGCCAGCAGCCUCACGCUGCCCACCUCGUAUCCUCAUAGCCCACAGAGCCCUCAGAGUCCUCAGCAGAUACCGCUGCCAUUGCAGAAAGACCAAUCAGAACCGCAACAUCAACAAAAUCAACAAAAUCAAUCGCCCUCGCCAGAAGAUCUCCGCCUCCGAGCCAAACGCGAUGCUGCCUUUGGUCCAUUAGGCCACCCAUCGCAUCUCUGCGUGUCGCGCCAUGAAGGCGGUCAUCUGCCAGAUCCAAUUCUCGACGAGCCGCCGUAUUUUGUCAUGCUGACCACGUAUUUCAGCUUCCUGCUGCUGAUCUUUGUCGGACACGUGCAGGACUUUUUGGCAAAGUGGUUCACGCCGCACAAGUACCGCCAUUUAAUGAACCGUGAUGGGUAUGCGCCUCUGUACAGUGAUUUCCACAGCUUCUACACGCGCAGACUCAAGUUGCGCAUGAACGAUUGCUUUGAGCGGCCGACGACGGGCGUGCCGGGCCGAUUCAUUACCUUGUUGGACCGUGAGACCGAUGACUAUAAUCUCCAUUUCAAACUUACAGGGACAACGACGGAAACGCUGAACCUGUCGUCGUACAACUACCUGGGCUUUGCGCAGAGCGAGGGUCCCUGUGCUGACUAUGCCGAGGAGACUGUCAGAAAGGACGGCAUUAGUAUGGCUGGCACAGUCAGCGAUGGCGCAAACUCGGCCAUGCUUGUUGAGGUCGAGCGGCAAACGGCGCGGUUCGUCGGCAAGGACGACGCCGUCAUCUUCUCCAUGGGAUUUGUAACCAAUGCAACCAUCUUCUCGGCCCUUGUGGAAAAGGGCUGUCUGAUCAUUUCGGACGAGUACAACCAUGCCUCUAUCCGGUUCGGCGCCCGGCUGUCCAGUGCUAGCAUCCAGGUCUUUUCGCACAACAACAUGGCCGACCUGGAACGAAAGCUGCGUGAUGCCAUCUCACAGGGCCAGCCGCGCACCCACCGGCCCUGGAAGAAGAUUUUGGUUACUGUCGAGGGACUGUACUCGAUGGAAGGCACCAUGGUCAAUCUCCCCGCUGUCAUGGAACUAAAGAAACGCUACAAAUUCCAUCUCUUUGUCGACGAGGCACACUCCAUCGGUGCUGUCGGACCGCGCGGCCGCGGCGUGUGCGAUUUCUUCAAAAUCGACCCUGCGGGCGUCGACGUGCUGAUGGGCACAUUCACAAAGUCCUUUGGUGCCAACGGCGGAUACAUUGCUGCCGACAAGACCAUUAUCGACAAGAUCCGGAGUACCAGCGCCGGCCAACUCUACGGCGAAGUCCCCACGCCUCCAGUCCUCUCCCAAAUCCUCAGUUCUGUGCGUCUCAUCGCCGACGAAGAUCCCCUUCAUCCGGGUGAGGGCCAGGAGCGACUGCAGCGGCUCGUUUUCAACUCGCGAUAUCUGCGUUUGGGUUUGAAGCGACUUGGGUUUAUUGUAUACGGGCAGGAUGAUUCGCCUAUUAUCCCGAUUAUGCUGUACAACCCGGCCAAAAUGCCUGCUUUCUCUCAUGAGAUGCUCAAACGCAAGAUUUCCGUUGUGGUUGUCACAUACCCUGCCACCCCCCUAGAACUCUCGCGCGCGCGGCUGUGUGUCAGUGCCGCGCAUACCAAGGAUGAUCUGGAUCGUAUGUUGAUGGCGUGCGACGAGGUGGGCGAGGCUAUGCAGAUCAAGUUCUCGUCGGGCGUGGCUGGUGGCCUGCACGAGAGGCCUGAUUUUGUGGAUUUGAACAAUCCGAAUAAGACGGUGCUCGAGAGGCCGCGGUGGUCGGUCAAGGAGGUGAUGGAGAGGGGCGUCAGGGAUGUACAGAUGUCGUUGUACUAG
Molecule: messenger RNA, 1914 nt
Organism: Talaromyces rugulosus
Lineage: Eukaryota; Fungi; Ascomycota; Eurotiomycetes; Eurotiales; Trichocomaceae
Exons: 1
Coding region: 1-1914 (637 amino acids)
Biological process (GO): ceramide biosynthetic process; sphingosine biosynthetic process
Cellular component (GO): serine palmitoyltransferase complex
Molecular function (GO): serine C-palmitoyltransferase activity; pyridoxal phosphate binding
Source: RefSeq, a predicted model, not a curated record